CCCACAGUGACCGGAGGAGCCCAGGCCCCCGCCGACUUGACUCGAGGAUGGUUUACGUAACUGGAACUAUGUUCAGCUUUCAUUCACUGGAGAACUUAAAGGUUUACAUUACCAACCGGCCUCCCCUUGUGGUGUUUAUGAUCAGUGUCAGUGCUAUGGCAAUAGCUUUCCUGACAUUGGGAUAUUUCUUUAAAAUAAAGGAAAUCAAGUCUCCAGAAAUGACCGAGGAUUGGAAUACUUUCCUAUUGAGGCUUAAUGACCUGGACUUGUGCAUAUCCGAGAAUGAAACAUUAAAGCAUCUUAUUAAUGAAACAAUCACUCCAGAGAGCACAGUGACCAGUGGGCAAGUGCGAUCUUCUACACAAUCCCCACAAGUUCUCGAAGAUUCUGGACCAAUCAAUAUCUCCGUCUCCAUAACGCUCACACUCGACCCGCUCAAGCCCUUUGGUGGAUACUCGCGCAAUAUCACACAUCUCAGUGCAACCAUCUUUGGACAUCAGGUUGGAUUGACAGGUCGAGAAGCACACGAAGAAAUUAACAUAACAUUUACUCUGCCGACCGCCUGUAACUCAGAUGACUGCAUCCUCCACGGCCACUGCGAGCAGAUGGUUUACACAACAUGCAUGACCAUCACGGCUGCAACUAACGUCUUUCCAGUCACCGUCCAGCCGCCGCAUUGCAUCCCUGAGACCUACAGCAACGCCACCAUCUGGUACAAAAUCUUCACCACUGCUAGAGACUCGAACACAAAAUACUCGCAGGAGUACAACCCAUUCUGGUGUUACAAAGGAGCGAUUGGUAAAGUCUACCACGCACUCAAUCCCAAACUAACCGUCAUUGUUCCAGAUGAUGACCGUUCGCUCAUUAAUCUGCACUUGAUGCACACCAGCUACUUCCUCUUUGUGAUGGUGAUCACCAUGUUCUGCUACGCGGUUAUCAAAGGACGGCCGGGGAAAGUGCGGCAGAACAAUAAUGAAUUCUGCCCAGAAAAGGUAACCCUUUCUUUUCCUGCAGCUCGCCCCAAUUUAAGUGGAAAGUAUACCCUGACCGCGAUGCCUGUUAAACACCAAGACGUUAAUGCAGCCCAUAAUUGUUGCAUUGUCAGAAGCAUAAAUUAGCUCCAAGCCUGGAAACGGAGCUGUCUGUAGCAUUUUGCCCCGUGGAGCAUAAACUGGCUGUUGACUAUCUGAAUGCAGUGUCCUGCAAAGUUGGUGUAUUCCAACCAAAGACAUUUUAAGUGCCUGUAUUUACAUUGUACAUAUUUGUAAGAAUAUAUCCAAACCUGAUCCGACGAUGCACUUGUGCCACCUAUUAACCACAGCUUGUUUUUCUAAAAAAAAAGUAGUUUGCUGCUGUAUCAGCCUGGACAUUACUUUGUCGAUCCCAGGUACAAGUGUGAGAAGAUGGAAGCAAUUCCUCCCCCCCACCCCCACCUCCCCCAUUCCCUUCCCCAAAGUGGAAGCUUUUCGGGUGCUCCGUUGAACUUCAUUCGCAAAGAUUGUUUUUAAGUUUGUCAAAUAUGUACAUAAUUUGUCAGAAACACGUGUUCCGGUGGUGUGUGUACUGCAUUUCUGACGCUUGAAACGAUCCAUUAAGCAUCUGGAGUUUUUAAAUGUGUGUGUAUGUAUAUAUGUGGCUAGGCUUAUUCCAUUGUCUGUCAGCGUUUGACCGCAAAGGGUCUCACACUGUCUUGUCUGGAAAUUUGGGAAGUAGACAAAUCUCUCUUUACUGCAUUACAAUAUAGCUUGAGCUUGCAGGAAAUGGGUACUGAAAUUCUGUGUGUAACAGUGCUGCUGUCCAGAGGAUAAUGGCUUUGCAUAGAGGAACCGUCCAUUGUGAGCUGCAGUCUAUGUAUGGCAUGUUGGGAUAUUGUAUUGCCUUUUUCUUUCUGGUCGAGAUCUGUAUUUGCAUGUGUACUAUUGCAAAACGUUCCACAGAUUGCCUUAAAUUAUCCACGUACUUCUCUUGGCCUUUUUUAAAUUAAUUAAUUAAUUUGCUGUAUGUGAAAAGCUUUGUAAAUGACAUCAGUACGAAUCCUCCUCCGAUGCACAGUUAAUUCUGUUUGAUUUGCCUUGCUUAUUAAUUGGAAAGGGGUGGCAAUCAAGGUGGGUACCGCUAAUUCUCCAAACGAUUCUGUGAAGAGCUUCGCAAAUGGUUGUCCUGAAUUGCACGGGUGUUUUCUUUUUGACCCAAAUUCCAGCCCCCAAAAGUUUAACGUGAUCUACGUAGGUUUUAAGCACACUAUGAGACCCAAAAUGCUAACCGGUCUUAGGCUACAAGACUAUUUUGCCUUUGAAAGUUAAAAAUGCUGUAGAAUUAUGGAAGGAAAAUUUUUGAUUGUCAUUACAAACUCUUCGAGUGACCAGCUUGCAAGCUAAGACUGAUUUUUUAAAAAAGAAUUGUUCACGAGCUUAAGCGUGUAAGGCAAAAGGGUCUUUCAGGCUGAGACUAGGUGGAAUUUACUGGGCCUCAGUAUUGGUACCUUAAUAAGUUGCAGAAAGUGGUCUCUUGUCUUUGUUUUAAUAUUAACCUCUGUGGCAUGCUAAAGUUUUAAUAGAGCUGUUAGCACCAGCCAGUGAUGAUUGGGGAGAAAUUUUGCUCGAGGAGCUGUGAAUAAAUGUAGAUGAAGGGUGCCUUUGAUUUGCAGCUUUUUAAAUUUAAUUUAAUUUUGCCUCUUUCCCACACUCUUCCUGCACCUUUCUCUGUUUGUUCACCCAGUUUCCGAUCGAGCCUUCAUCCUGCUUGUGGCACUGAACCCGCAUAUUGACAUCGGUGUCAAUCCAGUGAAAUUGGCAAAGAAUGUAAACCAAGCUCAAUGCUUUGGUCCUUAUGUGUUUGGGUGUGUGCGCACUUUUUUAAUAUAUAUAUAUAUAUAUAUAUAUGUGCAUAGGUGUACUAAAAAAACUUUUUAAUAUCUGCAUGACCCAACUUGUCAGUCUCUUCUGAGCUUGGCUUCGUUUGACAAAUGAUUGUUUUAUUUUAGUCCUUUUUUCUCCCCUCCUCACCCCAAAAAGAAUAAUAAUUCAGACAAAACUUUUAAGGUCUUGUGUACUGGGGCCCGACUGACACUGGUUGGAUCAAACCAUUUGUUUACCCCCCACCGUUCCAAUUCACUGCAGAAGCCAACCGAGCAAGCAAACAAACUGCAUGCAGAAUGACGCAGGAAUUCAAAGCCGAGAGCUCCUCGUUAUCAGAGGUCUUGAAGUUGCGGUCUGCGGUUUGUAAUGUUAAAUAUUCAACGUUGCUCCACGCGUGCUUUAGUGUGCAAUUGCACGCCCUCCCCAUUUUGUUGCCGCCUUCCGUGUAAAUCCUUUUCAAGUGUUACUUUAAAUGGAAGAUUGAGUGGAACUGAGGCUUGGAUACCCGUGUUCACGUGACUUCCAAAGAGUCGUGCUGCUGCCUUUCUGCCACUUAACUCUGUUGGCAAGGUGCCUGGGCCCUAGUUUGGAUGCCCGGUGGUUUAUUUAGGGAGGAAAGACUUGUAUGUACGUGAAUUUGUGUUGGCUGUCUUGUUGCAUGAUGAUAAUUCUAAUAGCACAUUAUUUUAUGACAAUCUCUCACAGAUGGAGUUUCUGUGCUUUUUUUUGGGAUAAGAUUUGCAUAUGCUUUUGCUGAAUAAAAGGAUCCAACCGUUGGCAUGUCA
This is a messenger RNA of Callorhinchus milii (elephant shark), 3643 nucleotides long. It is a transcript of the gene tmem248, whose product is annotated as transmembrane protein 248. The record is from RefSeq and is a predicted model, not a curated record. The transcript has 7 exons. The coding region runs from base 48 to 1118 and encodes 356 amino acids. Lineage: Eukaryota; Metazoa; Chordata; Chondrichthyes; Chimaeriformes; Callorhinchidae.